Ostrea edulis (European flat oyster) is the source of this 627-nucleotide messenger RNA. RefSeq names its product THAP domain-containing protein 1-like. Bases 1 to 627 code for a protein of 208 amino acids. The transcript is spliced from 4 exons. The record is from RefSeq and is a predicted model, not a curated record. Gene Ontology annotation, molecular function: sequence-specific DNA binding. NCBI's taxonomy places the organism in Eukaryota, Metazoa, Mollusca, Bivalvia, Ostreida, Ostreidae.
AUGGUUGUAUCAUGUUGUGUAAUAGGCUGUGCUAAUCGAUUUGAUAAGAGUAGUCCGAAAAGCUUUUACCGCAUACCCAAGAAGCCAGAAUCAAGAAGAGAGCUCUGGAUAUCUGCAAUUAAGCGUCAACACAGCAGUGGUAAACCAUGGGAACCAGCGGACCACGACCGUGUUUGCUAUCUGCAUUUUGUUACUGGUUUGAAGAGCAAUGAUCUGUCAUCUCCUGAUUAUGUGCCAUCUGUGAAUAUGGGAUAUGACACAAUCAGACAGAAAAAUCCAGACCUACGAAAGGCAAGAUACUUGAGAGCAGAAAAGCGUGAAACAGAGAGACAGCAUAUUGAAGUAGCUUCUGCCCUUUUGGAUUUAUCCUGCAAGGAAAAUCUCAACAUGCCAGUAUCAGAUCCAGAUCUACCCAUUGACUGUCCAUCAAAUGCAUCUCAGCAUGACAAUUGUCUGAAGAAAAUUGCUGAACUUCGCCUGGAAAAUAAACAACUUUAUUGUGAAUUAGAAAGACUUCAGGUGGAGAACAAAGCACUCAAAGAACAGGUGGGAAAGAGUUGCUUUGAGGAGCAAGUGACAGGGAGUGACCGCAAGCUACAAUUUCACACAGGAAUUCCCUUAGACUAA